Messenger RNA from Schistocerca cancellata (South American locust), 697 nucleotides. RefSeq lists its product as uncharacterized. NCBI's taxonomy places the organism in Eukaryota, Metazoa, Arthropoda, Insecta, Orthoptera, Acrididae. The record is from RefSeq and is a predicted model, not a curated record. The transcript has 4 exons. Bases 92 to 583 code for a protein of 163 amino acids.
GGUAGCGGGUCGGCGGUGAGGCGGUAUAAAGGCAGCCGGCGGAUGGCCGCGGCACACACGCACGUGGGAACACACGGCGGACAUAGCAGCGAUGGCAAGUCUCCAAGGAGUGGUCGCCGCUCUGGCCCUCGGCCUCUUCGUCCUAGAGAUGGCAGGCGCCGCUCUCGUCUACCAGCCAGUGGCGGAGCCGGCCCAUCAUCACGUGGAGCUGCGCAGCGUGAGGGAGCAACCGCAGGGGCCGUUCCUGCUGCACUCGCUGUACCCUGCACAAGUUGUCGCGGCCCCUGAAAGCAGUCAUGUCCGUGUUGUUCGCUCGCCGACCAAGUACAAGUUCGGCGGCAUCGGUGGCUUCGGCGGCAAGGGUGGUGGCUACGGCGGCUACGGCGGAGGCUACCCCGUCGGCGGCUACGGAGGCCACGGUGGAGGCUACCCUGUCGGCGGCUACGGAGGCGGCUGCAACACCUGCGGCGGCGGCGGCGGCUACGGCGGCUACCCCAGCUACGGAGGCUCCUACAGCCAGUCCUCCAGCCAGGCUUCCAGCCAGUCCUCCAGUGGCUCUGUCGGCUGGGGUCGCAGGAGAUAAGACGUCUGUCAUGGAACGCAGCUUACCAGACACGACCUCUCCUGGAUGUCAUCCCAGUGCAUCAUUGUUUUACAUGUGUUUGUAACAUAUAAAAAUAAAAAUAUCUACUUUUCA